CUCUGGAGGACAUGCGCCGGGGACUCGACACGUGAUCCGCGCGCCACAAUCCAGUAUGGCGGAAUCCGUCUGUGAGUGGAUCCGUCGUUGGCGCGCUCUCCAACGGGAAUAAAGUCCGGAGCGUUGCGUCCGAACGCGGUGAAGCUGCGGAGAGUUUAAACUUAUCGAGUGAAGAAGAAACAACAAACCUAAAGAGCUGGAUUACAACCAAAAGGAGUGCUAUGAGUUUCUGAGAUUGCUCUUCUUUCCACUCCUGACUCAUCUUCCCAUUGGGCAGUGGAUGGUGAAGAGCCAACAGGCCCCAGAGGAGCCGUGAGGUGUUUCUCACAUCCUCAUCUGCUAGGACACACUCCUCUUUUUAUCAGUCCAGUCACUUCAAAAAGAGCCAUCACCACAAUGACUUCCCACAGCCGUCCAGAUGGACUUCCUAGUAAAGAACAGCCACUGGAACUUCUCAAGCCAUCUGGAGUCAACCACAUUCCUCCUGUUGAUGUGAGUGUGGCGCUGCCACUGCAAGUGCCACCUUCUGCCAUCCCUAUGGACCUGCGUGUGGAUCACCAAUUCGCCCUGGCGCCGACAGACCCGGCCCAGCGUGAGCAUCAGCUGCAGCAGGAGCUUCUGGCCCUCAAGCAGAAACAGCAGAUCCAGAGGCAGCUCCUGAUCGAAGAGUUUCAGCGGCAGCACGAGCAGCUCUCCCGACAGCAUGAAGCCCAGCUGCAGGAGCACGUCAAGCAUCAGCAAGAUCUGUUGGCUUUGAAGCAUCAGCAGGAGCUCCUGGAACACCAGCGCAAGUUGGAGCGUCAUCGACAGGAGCAGGAGAUGGAGAAACAGCAGCGAGAACAGAAGCUCCAGUUACUCAAAAACAAAGAGCGCGGACAAGAGAGCGCCGUGGCGAGCACUGAGGUCAAGAUGAGGUUGCAGGAGUUCGUCCUCAAUAAGAAGAAAGCGCUGGCCCAGAGGAGUCUCAACCACUGCCUGCCCAGCGACCCACGCUACUGGUACGGGAAAACCCAGCACAGCUCUCUGGACCAGAGCUCACCACCUCAGACAGGGAUUUCCACUUACAACCACCCGGUGCUGGGAAUGUACGACCCCAAAGAUGACUUCCCGCUCCGCAAGACGGCAUCUGAGCCCAAUCUAAAGCUGCGGUCCAGGCUGAAGCAGAAGGUCAGCGAGCGCAGGAGCAGCCCUCUGCUAAGGAGGAAGGACGGACCCAUCACCACUGCAAAGAAACGCUCUCUGGACAUGGCAGAGUCGGCAUGCAGCAGUGCUCCUGGCUCUGGCCCGAGUUCACCCAACAACAGCUCAAACAACAUUACCAAUGAGAACGGCAUCGCUGGAUCAAUCUCCAACAGCGCAGUGGAGCCAUCGUUGGCACACAGACUCACGGGCAGAGAGGGUCCUGUUAGCCAGCUGUCUCUGUACACAUCGCCCUCCCUUCCAAACAUCACCCUGGGUCUGCCAGCCACCGGCCCCUCCAGCGUGGCAUCGGGCCAGCAGGAUGGUGACAGGAUGGCAGUGCCAGGCUUACAGCCAGGAAUCCCCAUAACCACUCCGUUCAUGCCAGGAGCCCACCUGCCGUCAUACCUGGCCGCCUCCAGCUUGGAGCGGGAAAGCGGCUCGGCUCACAACACUCUCCUCCAGCAUAUGGUGCUUCUGGAGCAGUCGGCCGCUCAGAACUCCCUGGUCGCAGGUCUGUCAGGUGUUCCCCUGCAGUCUCAUUCCAUCCACAAGCUCCGGCAGCAUCGGCCUCUCGGACGCACCCAGUCGGCGCCGCUGCCCCAGAACUCCCAGGCUCUGCAGCAGCUGGUGGUUCAGCAGCAGCACCAGCAGUUCCUGGAGAAACACAAGCAGCAGUUCCAGCAGCAGCAGCUCCACAUCAGCAAGAUGAUGGUGAAACCGAGCGAGCCGAACCGACAGCACGAGAGCCACCCGGAGGAGACAGAAGAGGAGCUGAGGGAGCACCAGGGGCUGGGAGACCCCGCAGACCCUCUUCCUCACGGGGUCACCAUUAAACAAGAGCCUCCAGAUGAGCAGGACGAAGACUUUCAGCAGAGAGAGAGACAAGCGGAGGAGGAGCUGCUCUUCAGACAGCAAGCUCUCCUAUUGGAGCAGCAGAGAAUUCACCAGCUGAGGAACUAUCAGGCGUCCAUGGAGGCGGCCGGACUGUCCGUGUCUUUUCCAGUCCAUCGGCCUCUUUCCAGAGCACAAUCAUCCCCGGCCUCUGCCACAUUUCCCAUCGUGGUGCAGGAACCUCCGGCCAAACCACGCUUUACUACCGGUCUGGUGUACGACACACUGAUGCAGAAACACCAGUGCAUGUGUGGAAACAGUAACAUCCACCCGGAGCACGCCGGACGCAUCCAGAGCAUCUGGUCACGACUGCAGGAAACUGGCCUGCGUGGACAGUGUGAGUGUAUUCGAGGCAGGAAAGCCACUCUGGAAGAGCUCCAGACAGUCCACUCUGAGGCCCAUGUGCUGCUUUAUGGAACCAACCCUCUCAGACAGAAACUGGACAGUUCUGUGACACCCAUGUUCGUGAGACUGCCUUGCGGAGGAAUCGGGGUUGACAGCGACACAAUCUGGAAUGAAGUUCACUCAUCGAGUGCUGCUCGUCUGGCUGUGGGUUCAGUGGUGGAUCUGGUGUUUAAAGUGGCAUCAGGAGAGCUGAGGAACGGUUUUGCUGUUGUGCGGCCUCCAGGACAUCACGCUGAAGAAAGCACUCCCAUGGGAUUUUGCUAUUUCAACUCGGUCGCCAUCGCAGCCAAACUCCUGCAGCAGAGACUCAACGUCAGCAAGAUUCUCAUCGUGGACUGGGAUGUUCAUCAUGGAAAUGGGACGCAGCAGGCCUUUUACAGUGACCCCAAUGUGCUGUAUCUGUCUCUCCAUCGCUAUGAUGAUGGAAACUUCUUCCCUGGCAGCGGAGCUCCUGAUGAGGUGGGCAUUGGUCCAGGUGUGGGCUUUAAUGUCAACAUGGCCUUCACUGGAGGUCUGGAGCCACCAAUGGGGGAUGCAGAUUAUCUGGCAGCAUUCAGGUCGGUGGUGAUGCCGAUAGCGAAUGAGUUUUCUCCAGACGUGGUGCUGGUUUCCUCAGGCUUCGACGCUGUGGAGGGGCAUCCGCCACCUCUGGGAGGAUACAAGCUCACGGCCAAAUGUUUUGGCUAUCUGACCAAGCAGCUGAUGGGACUGGCCGGUGGUCGGCUGGUGCUGGCGCUGGAAGGAGGUCACGACCUCACCGCCAUUUGCGAUGCCUCUGAAGCAUGUGUUUCUGCUUUGCUUGGAAACGAGUUGGACCCUAUUCCCGAAGACAUCCUACAGCAGAGACCGAACGCCAACGCCAUUCAAUCCAUGGAGAAAGUUUUGGAAGUCCAGAGUAAAUACUGGCGUUCACUGCAGCGGUCAGUUUCGACUCUGGGUUACUCUCUCCGUGAGGCUCAGAGAUGUGAAAAUGAAGAGGCAGAGACGGUCACCGCCAUGGCCUCGCUGUCUGUGGCCAACAAGCACAUGGGGAAGAGGCCUGAGGAGGAGCCCAUGGAAGAGGAGCCUCCAUUGUAGAAGAUGGGCAGGACUGCUUUGGUGACCCUCUGGGCUCAGAGCCUCUUCCAGGCCUCUGAUGUCCCUCUAAUCUCUCCAUCCGUUUCAUUUUUUGUCCCACAAUGUGCGCUCUUUGAGCACGGGAUCCGAAACGGCCUGAAGAAAUCUCCGUGAGUGCGACUCAGCCGUGUUAGUCUGUCUCUGUCUGCGGCCGCUCGUCCAGGGAUGGCGUAUCCCCCUGGUCUGUCCGCUGGGACAUUUAACUUUCGAGCAGGACAUAGACUCACGUUCCAUCGUUAGAUGUGAGAGCUGGUGCUUUCGGACAUGAAACUUUGUUUGAUUUAUUCAUCACUUUCCAGAGCCACUAUGACUGAUUUGAUUUUGUCGUCUCUCUCUCUCUCUCUCUCUCUCUCUUUUAUUGUUUGUUUGUCUGUUAAUCUUUUAUCCGAGAAAAAAAAACAAAAAGUGACUCAUUUCAUUCGCCAUUCUUGCUUCUGACGUUCGAGACCCUCGAGGGUGGACGAUGUGAUUGGGAGCGACAAUUCGAGUUUGUGCCUUUUCAAAAAGAGUUUUUCCUCGAUGGAUUGAGAAGAACAUUGCCUUAAACUAGUUACAGGAGGGAAAGACGUUACGCCGCCUCAUUUGUUUUUGUUUUAAUUUUUGGGGUCAACGAAUCAAGAAAACCCUCAGCAUGUUUACCAGGAACUCCCUGCAGAUAUCGUCAUGUUUUUAUGUUCCCUCAUUUUUACUGUGCUUGUGUUGGACGUUACAUGACUUCAGCGAACUUUAAGGUAGUUGCCAGCUAUAAAGGGCAAAAAAAAAAAAAAAGCGGAGCCCUUCGAUUGAAUUCUCCAGCACUUACAAGAAGGCAAGCCAAUGUAGCGACUUAAUUCAACUCUAAUGACCAAAUACGCACCUCCCUCCUUUUUUUUUUUCCUUCUCCGACAAAGACGACGACUCUGAAAGGUUAACCAGCAUGCAGCUUUCCAUCUGCCAUCUGUCGUAGUUUAACAGCGCCAACGAGCAUGAGUUUGCUGCGAUCAUAUUAGGAUAGGGCUGCGAUGACCGUGCGUCAUACGAUUUGUAGUUCCAGACAAACUUUCUAGAUUUCCGCCCCUGGUUGUACUUUUAUAUAGCUAUGAAUGUCUAGUAUUCCGGGUUACUUUAAGGGCACUAGCAUAUAUCACUACUAACACUGAUACUACUCAACAAGCGGAGAAAAAGAAAAAAAAAA
This is a messenger RNA of Danio rerio (zebrafish), 4768 nucleotides long. The record is from RefSeq and is a predicted model, not a curated record. Lineage: Eukaryota; Metazoa; Chordata; Actinopteri; Cypriniformes; Danionidae.